Rhinopithecus roxellana (golden snub-nosed monkey) is the source of this 2838-nucleotide messenger RNA. RefSeq lists its product as uncharacterized. Bases 1 to 882 code for a protein of 293 amino acids. The transcript is spliced from 4 exons. The record is from RefSeq and is a predicted model, not a curated record. Lineage: Eukaryota; Metazoa; Chordata; Mammalia; Primates; Cercopithecidae.
AUGAAGAGGCAGCAAAGCACAGCUGGCCUCGGGGAACCGGAAGCCACAGGGACAUCAGGCUGCGUGCUGCUGUCUGCUGGCCACCGGCUGGGGGACUGUACUGGGCCUGGAGGGACAUCCCUGACACUCCCCAGCGGAUGCCAGGGGCACCCCCAGCCCCAGACACGCCUCACGCCACGCCCCACUUCUCCCCUGCCCACUUCCCCCUCCUAUCAACUGUCCACAUCCUGCUGCUGGCUGCACCCCGCCCCUUUCGGCAAGCCGGCCGCGCCCCUUUUACCCGUGAGUUCGCUUCUCACCUUGCCCGCCUCCUUCGGCAUGUGGGCCCCACCCCUCCCGCCCAUCUCCCUCUGCACCGCCCUCCCGCCCGUCCCAGAGCAGUGGAGGCCCGCCCUUUUCAUCUACAGCCUAUCGCAGAGGACGUUGCCGUUCGCGCUGACCAAUAGGAGUGGUGGCCGUCACGGCAAGCCCCGCCCCGCGCCCUACGUCGGGUUAAGUGGGGUCCCUCGCCAGCCCCGCGCUGAUCAUACGCCCUGUGGCGCGCGGCAGGGACUGUGUACGCUGAGGCUGCUGAGCGGCGGACAUGCACACCACAGAGCGUGGCGAUGGAACAGUAACCGGGCUUGUGAGAGGGCUCUACAGUAUCAACUAGGAGACAAGAUCCACGGAUUCACUGUAAACCAGGUGACAUCUGUUCCCGAGCUGUUCCUGACGGCAGUGAAGCUCAGCCACGAUGACACAGGAGCCAGGUAUUUACACCUGGCCAGAGAAGACAUGAAUAAUCUGUUCAGGUACAUGGUGCAUUGUAAGAACAUGGUCUUGAAUGUUUUAUUUAAAUCAGGGAUGUCCAAUCUUUUGCAGAGAUGCAAAGAAAUGCAGUAGCUGACAGACACAGGAUGGCUCUGGGAGAUGCAGAAGGAGCAUGUCACCCAAAAUAGAGCCAAACGGGUAUCCUUAAGGAAGGAGCAAAGGGGCUGAAGAAGGGAUUUGUCAUGAGAGAUGGGACAGGAAGUUCGCUAGAGGCAGAGGGAGAGCAUGAGAAUGUCAGGAAGAGACGAGAUCCUCACACAUCUGGGAAGCUGACAAUCCAUCAGAAUGGCCAGGAGGAAAAUAAGGAGAAGCAGAAAUAAUAGAUGAGGCUGGAUAUAGAAGCAGGGUUCAAGCUGUGUCUAUUGUGGUAAAGAGUUGUGAUUCUAUCCGGAAGGCAAUGGGUAGCAUUCUAAACAAAGAUCUUUUAAAACGAGAGUCAGAAAAUAUUUUCUGCAAAGGGCUAAAUGUUAAACAUUUUAAGUUUUCCAAGCCAUAUGGUCUCUCUGUUAAUGAUUUAGCUCUUCCAUUUUACCAUGAAAACAGUCAGAGAUGUCAUAUAACACAUGUAUGUGGCUGUGUCCCAGUACAAGUUUACUUACAAAUGCAGACUGCGUCAGACAUGGGCCAUGCAUGGUAGUUUGCCACACCCUAUUUUAGAAAGCUCAGGUUUGUGAUAUGAUGGAGAAUGCCUAUGAGAGCUCUUGUUUUAAAUGGUAGAGUGAACAUACACUGCAGUUCUAUCCUGCUUGACCCAAGCUCUUGAUAUUGAAACGUAGAAAAGAUAGCAAAUAGAUAGAUGAUAGGCAGGUAGAUAGAUGAUAGAUAAAGAAAAUACAUAGCUGUUCCAGAAAACAGAAAGGGAUAACUUCAUGAACCAAAAAGAAAGUAAUAUACUUUAGAAAGGAAGCAGGCUGGAAAAUCCACAGUUGCAAAGCGAAUAAAAUUUCCAAAUGCCUCUUUGAGUCCUUUCCUGGAAGUAGUCACAGCCGACUUCCUCCUCUGUUUUUUGUUUGUUUGUUGUUUGCUUUUUUGUGGUGUUUUUGUUGUUGCUUUUUUUUUUUUAAAAAAAAUCCCUUUCCCUGCUUUUUUGUCACAGAAGCCUUUGUCACUUCAAACACUGCAAGUGUUCUUUUAAAAAAAUUAUAUCAAUCUUUCAAUUAAAAUGCAACAUGUCUGCAACCUGGUAUCUGGAGAGGUGAGAUGGACAAAGGAGCCCUUGUUACUGCACGUUUUCUUGCCCCAGCCUUCACCUUGCACACAGCAACAGACGAUGCACAAAGCCACUUCCUUAUGAACUGAAAUUCUGAUCUUUUUAUGACCGACCUUUCCAUCUUUCACCUUCCCCUCUCCCAUGCUGUGAAUGAUUGUAUUGGACAUUUUUGUUUUACUCUCAGUGACAAGGGAACACAGGUAGCUCUAAUAUAACUGUGACCCAGAUGCUUCUGUUUCUAUAAUGUAUUCAUUUUCUAGCAAACAUUUACAUCCAUCAUUUUUCACUGUCUUUUGAAAAUAAUUAGGCAAUAUCUCAUCUGAGGUAGAAUGUUUCUAGUGGUUGUGUUCUGAGGGAAAAAAACUAAUCUGUUCUCUAUCCACUGCUUUCCAGGAACAGUAAGAGGACCUUUUGCUUGAAUAAUUUUUAUCCACACUGCAGAGUGGGUAAUGAGCAGAUUAUGUAAAAACAAUUCUGCUUCACUUCAGUAACAGCCUCCUCAACUCAUUUUUUGUCAACAAACUUAUUUUUCCAGCAGAAGAAUCCCAGGCUUCUUAGAGAACCCAGUGACUUUUUGCACCUAAAUCAGUGAAAUCAUGUUUUUUUCUGCCAUAUCCAUAGUUCAAACAAAGAUGAGGCAAAGCCAGACUCAUUCCUGAAGGAACCCAAGAAAGUCCUCCUUUCUCUCUCUGGAAUGAAAUGAAUUCUCUAGACCAUCAGUUCUAACCUUCAAAAACCAAACCUGUUUGUGAGAUCUCCUUCAAAUACUACUGUAGACCCCAGUGUUUAUUCAUCAAAUUUUUUGAAUAUUUGUUUUA